AGCAGAAGCUGUACCCGUUUCGCGUUGAAUCGAAGGUAAGAAGAAGAAGAAGAAAUUUCAAUUCAUGGCGGCUUCAAAGCUUCAAGCUUUAUGGAAUCACCCAGCUGGGCCUAAAACCAUUCACUUCUGGGCACCUACGUUUAAGUGGGGUAUCAGCAUUGCCAAUAUUGCUGAUUUCUCUAAACCACCUGAGAAACUUUCCUAUCCUCAGCAAAUAGCGGUCACAGCUACUGGACUUAUCUGGUCACGUUACAGCACUGUAAUCACUCCAAAAAAUUGGAACCUAUUUAGUGUUAACGUUGCAAUGGCAGGGACAGGCAUAUACCAACUAUCACGCAAAUUGCGGCAUGAUUAUUCCUCAGAGGCAGCUGCUGCAAAAGAAUGACGACGAAGAAUUUGAAAAUCAUAAGUUAUUGUGUAUUUGGAGUCGGAUGCCCUGAUUGUAAUUCAAACUGUUAAAUCAUUCUCAAGUUUGUGUAUUUUGCUACAGUAUUUGAUUGUUAAUAGAAUAAGGGACUCAAGAUAAGUGGGCAAUUAAAUGUUACAGUUCUAAUGGGCGUCUCGAUACUUUUUAUUAUCAUUAUAGAUCCAUAGCUCUUCAAGCUAUUACAUUCGCUGUUUAUCUGCAAAUUAAAGUGGUUACCAUUACUAUUA
Gastrolobium bilobum is the source of this 654-nucleotide messenger RNA. Its product is annotated as mitochondrial pyruvate carrier 4. Gene Ontology annotation, cellular component: mitochondrial inner membrane. Gene Ontology annotation, biological process: pyruvate import into mitochondria. The transcript has 5 exons. The record is from RefSeq and is a predicted model, not a curated record. Lineage: Eukaryota; Viridiplantae; Streptophyta; Magnoliopsida; Fabales; Fabaceae. The coding region runs from base 65 to 385 and encodes 106 amino acids.